Caenorhabditis briggsae is the source of this 264-nucleotide messenger RNA. The coding region runs from base 1 to 264 and encodes 87 amino acids. The transcript is spliced from 3 exons. Lineage: Eukaryota; Metazoa; Nematoda; Chromadorea; Rhabditida; Rhabditidae. The record is from RefSeq and is a predicted model, not a curated record.
AUGGCCGCACCACCGCCACCUUAUAACCAAGCAUAUAAUCCGUAUCCACCUCCUCCACUUGGAUCCGUUUACACAGUACAGCCAGGCGUCCCGAUUGGACAAGGAGCUCAACCAGCAUACGCAGUUUAUUAUCAGCAACCUCAGACAGUCAUAGUUGAUGAUUGCCACCAUCACCAUCGGGAAAGGCACGGUGGCGGCGGAGGAGGAGAAAUGUGUUGUUUAGCUGGACUUAUGGCAUGCUUAUGUUUCAUGUGCUUGAAAUAA